ACUGUAAUACGCAUAUAGUUACUAUUUAAAAUCACAAAAUAACUGUCACAUUACAGUUACACAUAUUACCCAUACAAAUUACUUUGUUGCCCUGGUCCACGCUAAAUUAGCGUGGACCAGGUUUAUAUUAGUGUAAAUAUUUCCAAAUACCAUGAGUUUCUUUUUUGUAGAUCCAAUAAAGAGGGAGCUUCUACUAUGGGAAACCCGGUACAAGAUCAUUACAGGAAUUGCGAGAGGACUACAAUAUCUCCACAAAGAAUCUCGUAUUACUAUUGUACAUCGCCAUAUGAAAAUUAGCAAUAUUUUGUUAGACAUCAGGAUGAACCCGAAGUUUGCUAACUUUGGCUGGGUAGAGAAACAUGGAAUUAGUAGUCGAAUUGAUGAAACAAGGAGAUAUAUGGCACCGGAAUAUUUCUUAACAGGGGUGUACUCUGAAAAAUCCGAUGUAUACAGUUUUGGUAUCAUAAUUUUGGAGAUCGUAAGUGGCCAAAGUUAUAGACUGUUCUACAAACCUUCAGAAAACGAAAACCUUCUGAUUCUUGUAAGUACAACGACAUAUACAUUAAAAAUUUGUACCAGCACUACAAGAACUUGUACUCCCUCCGUAUUUUUUUAA
Molecule: messenger RNA, 616 nt
Organism: Spinacia oleracea (spinach)
Lineage: Eukaryota; Viridiplantae; Streptophyta; Magnoliopsida; Caryophyllales; Amaranthaceae
Product: cysteine-rich receptor-like protein kinase 15
Exons: 2
Coding region: 152-616 (154 amino acids)
Biological process (GO): protein phosphorylation
Molecular function (GO): ATP binding; protein kinase activity
Source: RefSeq, a predicted model, not a curated record